AUGUCUUCCAGAGACGGUAGCAAGGCUUCAGGCUCUCAGAGGUGGCGGGCUGCUUAUGCCUCUGCAAUUCUUGACAACGUGCAUGUCAAGCUGGCGAAGCCUUUGACUGACAACGUGCCUUGCGUGGAUGCGAAUGAUCCGAAUGCCAGAAUCAUCACCUUCCGUCCCUUUUACUUCUCCUUGGGCUUCAAAUUCCCACUGUCAAAGCUUUUCAAGGAGGUAUUCUGCGCCAUGGAGUGUGCUCCAAUGAGGUGCUUCAAGGAGUAUGCCCAACUUCACACCUGCAAUGUCAAGCUGUUUGACAGUCUUAGUCAGGGAGAUCAUGUGUGGCAUGAUGAUGUGUUGGAAGUCAGCGGAUGGUGGGAAGGCGAUCUGACUAACUUCGGUCUUCUGCUUGUAGCGGACGACAUCAGCAAGAAAUUGGAGCUUGAGCCUGACAUGGCUAAGGUCCGCCACGCUUUGAACAUCCCCCAAAAGUUUCGUGAGUGGCGUUGGCUGUUGAGCGAGUAUCGGGAGGAAGACGGUGGUCUGCCCCCUGCCGAGGAUGUCGAAAGAUGGAAGCAGAAUGGUCUGGACCUUGAUGAUCUGAAGGCUGAAGUCAAGUCUCCAAGAACUCAAGCUACCUCUUCACAAGCGAGGAACGUGUCUCCAUUGAGGAAGAAGCCAAAGCUACCUUCUGCUGAGAAGAUCCCAGUAGGAGUUGUUCCCGCCUCAUCUGCCAGGGUCAAGCAUCUUGUUGGCGCAGACAGCAAGAAGAUUGGCAGUAUGCGCAACAUAAGGGAUGCUUCCCUUAAGCCUUUUGCUGACGAGCUUGGAGAUCAUGAUCUACUUCGCGAAGUGGCCUGUGCGCAAUCUAGCUCACCUGUUGAAAGACAAAGAGAUGCGGAUGUUCCUUCCCGAAGUUCGGGUCGCUUACACCAGUCGAAGAGUGGAGGUCGAUGUGGGAGGUCUACUCAUCUAUCCAACCGUCAUGAUCCAACUGUUGAGUCACAAGCAGUCAAGUGUGGAGUUGAUUCGACGUCGCAAAUUCCUUUGGAAGUGAGGUUGGUAGAGGCUACGAAAGCAAGAGAGUCAUUUGCCCGGACGAAAGGUUCUUCUGCAACGUCAGUGGCUGAUCCUUUGGAAGUGAGGUUGGCAGAGGCUACAGGGGAUGCAGGCGUGUCUGAUCUGCUAAAGACGCAAUUUCUAUCAAGUCCAUCCUCUUGUGCUGAACUGGUUGACCAAAUCUGUCAGGCUGGUGAUCUUGGUGCUUUCUCAAGUCUUUCCUUGGAAAAACAAAGGGAAGCGACACUUCAUCUACUUCAAAAGGGAGUAGUUUUUGCUGCUGAGACCAUUCGGAACUCGUCUGCUGUUGCCCCCUCUUCUGCUCAGCUCAGCGAGUUGGAGAAGAAGAAUGCCGAGUUAGUUAGCAAACUUUCCGCCGAGCAGACCCGUUAUGAGAAGAAGACGUCUGAUUUACGGGCGAUGAUAUCUGAGUUGAAGAGUUCCCUUGCUGAGAAGGAUUCCGAGCUUAACUCUUCUGCUGCUGACUUGGCAAGUUGA
This is a messenger RNA of Prunus armeniaca (apricot), 1542 nucleotides long. The record is from the annotation of a GenBank genome assembly. NCBI's taxonomy places the organism in Eukaryota, Viridiplantae, Streptophyta, Magnoliopsida, Rosales, Rosaceae.